Molecule: messenger RNA, 1498 nt
Organism: Pollicipes pollicipes
Lineage: Eukaryota; Metazoa; Arthropoda; Thecostraca; Pollicipedomorpha; Pollicipedidae
Product: exportin-7-like
Exons: 10
Coding region: 11-1498 (495 amino acids)
Biological process (GO): protein export from nucleus
Cellular component (GO): cytoplasm; nuclear pore
Molecular function (GO): nuclear export signal receptor activity; small GTPase binding
Source: RefSeq, a predicted model, not a curated record
ACAGCCGAAAAUGGCGGACGAGGAGCAGCAAGUGCAGCAACUAGAGAUACUAUGUACACGGCUGUACGAAUCUACAGAUCCACUGCAGAGGGCAGAAGCAGAAAAAACACUGGUUCAGUUUCAAAAUGCUCCUGAUACUUUGAACAAAUGUCAGCUACUCCUUCAGAGAGCUGACUCUCCAUACUCACAGCUGCUUGCUGCCACAACCCUGACAAAGCUGGUGACCAGAAAUGUGCAGUCCAUCUCUCUUCAGCAAAGGAUUGACAUGAGGAACUACAUUUUAAACUAUCUGGCGACCCGGCCCAAGAUGGAGAACUUCGUGGUGCAGGCUCUCGUCACACUGUUCGGGCGUCUGACCAAGCUCGGCUGGUUCGAUGCCGCCAAGGACGACUUCGUGUUCAGAAACGUCAUCGAAGAUGUCUCCGUGUUUCUUCAGGGAUCGGUGGAACACUGCAUGAUCGGCGUCCAGCUGCUCUCCCAGCUGACGGUCGAGAUGAACACGCUGACCGACCCGGACGCCAUCCGCUCCCUGAACCGGCACCGCAAGACGGCCGCCUCGUUCCGCGACACGUGCCUCUACGAGGUGUUCCAGCUCAGCUGCACCCUGCUCCGUACCGCGCUCGAGAACUGCAAGAACCUCGACUUCAGCGACUCGGCGCAGCACGGCCUGAUGACGCAGCUACUGCGGCUGUCGCAGAACUGCCUCAUGUUCGACUUCAUCGGCACGUCCACGGACGAGUCGUCGGACGACUUGUGCACGGUGCAGAUCCCCACUGCGUGGCGGCCGGCCUUCCGCGACGCCGCUACACUCAGGCUGUUCUUCGAUCUCUACGCCGCGCUGCCCUUCUCCCUGUCUUCGCUAGCGUUGUCGUGUUUAGUGCAAAUCGCUUCCGUGCGACGGUCGUUAUUCAAUAAUCAAGAGCGUGCAAAAUUUCUCAACCAUCUAGUACAAGGCGUCAAAAACGUCCUGCUGAACCCGCAGGGCCUGACGGACGCCAACAACUACCACGAGUUCUGCCGGCUAUUGGCGCGGCUUAAGUCCAACUACCAGCUGGGCGAGCUGGUCAUGGUGGACAACUACCCGGAGGUGAUCCGCGUGGUGGCCAAGUUCACUGUGGAGAGUCUGCAGAUGUGGCAGUUCGCGCCCAACAGCGUGCACUACCUGCUGAGCCUGUGGCAGCGCAUGGUGGCGUCGGUGCCGUACGUGAAGGCGUCGGAGCCGCACCUGCUGGACACCUACACGCCCGAGGUGACCAAGGCGUACAUCACCUCCCGGCUGGAGGCGGCCGCCGUCGUGGUCAGGGACGGCCUGGAGGACCCGCUGGACGACCUGGGCAUGGUGCAGCAGCAGCUGGACCAGAUCAGCACCAUCGCCCGCUGCGAGUACAAGAAGACCUGCCGCCUGCUGGUCAGCCUGUUCGACGAGACGGCGCAGGCCUACCAGCAGGCCCUCAACGUUUCCAACCGGCUGGAGAUCGCCAUCAAGGAGGGGUUCUGA